AACCUAACCAUACCUAACCUAACACGAUAUUAAUAGCCUUUAAGGUCUCUCUCCAACCCUUUCUAAUAGUUAGUAACAAAUUUAAGAAUGAGCACCGCCAACUAAUCGGUGGAGAAUAACGUUUAUCAUGUAUGAGUCCAUCGGCCGGAUUCAUUGAACUCGUCCAAUGACAUGAUAACAUGGGCCAGGCCAUGGCCCGGGCCAUGGGGAAUGAAAGUAUACGAACAUAGAGCUAGCUAGUGCAGUGUAAUACAGUAAUAUGCAUACAGUAGUAUAGAAGUAUACUAUGAAUGCAUGAACAGUAAAAGGAUAACGCAGAGGAAAAGAAAAGAUUGGGCGUCCAUCAAGCGUGGUCAUGUUUUUUCAUGCUGGUCUACCCUUGUUGUUCAUUUAGGCUUAACAAAAAGACCUUAUUACCCCCAAUUGAUGCGACCAUAAUGCACCAAGAUGCAGGUUCGCCCUGGCCACAGCUUUGUUGAAGCUCAAGAAGACGCAAUUUUCAACGUAUGCCUGCCAGCCCUUAUAUCUUGACUAAUCAAUCGGACGAAAGUUGGCAUUGGUUUGAGAAGUUUGAAACCAAAGACUCGCCAAGAUAAUGAUAUGUAAAGCUGAAUUUUGAACACUUGACGUCUAUUACUAAAUUGGGAAGGCCAAAGAUAUUUCACCUUUGGUUGAGAAGCAAGUGAAAACAAAACUGAAAAGAGAGAGUUUCAAGUCCAAAGAGACAAGCUAAGCUGGCGUUUAAGAAGGUGCUUUUCAAAUUCGUACUGCUUUGAAAAAGAGGUUUGAAUAUACCUUCUUUUUUAUUGCAUGUGCACCUUCUGUUACACUUUUUUGGCCUUUUUGAACCAUCUUCUGCACCUUUUAGGCUUAUAUUUUGCACCUUUUUGUCUCUAAAAGCCUUUGCUGUUCUGCACAUUGCACGUUUUACGCGUCUCUACUCAUAACUAUUCGUUCAUUUAUGUUCAACGCCCAUCUAUGACCCUGGCAAUCGAGUGACCAAUGACCACGGUAGGCAGGCUAUAUGAAUGAUGGGACUUGGGAUGGCACACUGGGGAAUGUCGUUGAUUUUCCGUCUAUCUGGACGAUCUGGACUUCCAAGGUGACAAUCACGGUAAACUCUUUAUCAAGAGUGAUAUAUGGCCACCCUGCACUAGUUGCCUUAGCCAAAGUAAAUCAUGCAGAAUGUAAAUAAAUAAAUACACACAUGUCCACCCACCCAAAUCAAGAGCCAAGUUAGCAGAUGUACAAAUGACACCGGCAGUAGAAUGACGGCAUCCUUAGCUAACUGCCAGCGAAGUUAUCGCUUAGGCGAUGAGCCCGCCCUCGUGCCCAACUCGUUUCAAAUCAAACUUUUGGGCCUACCCUCGUCGUCUUCAACGUGGGACUAUCUGGCUCCCAUCUGGUCCCAACUCAUGGAAGAGGUGGGCUUUGUCCAGGUCCAGCCCAUCGCUCCGCCCUCAGGCGCGGUCGCCGCCCGGACCAGUUUGGCUAGUGAGCGAUUUCGAUUGCCCGAAGUGGAUUGCCCGGUCCAGGUGCAAUGGAUGGCCUUGGGUCCCACCCUCAUGGUUCACGGCACUUACCAGGCAUUGAGCAGAUCGCUGACAUUUUCCUGGCAGUGGCCGCCGGGUUUGGCCGUGGUGACCUUGACACCCCUUGGACCGAGGUUUCGAAAGCUAGAUGAGCUCAGUCGCGCGUUCAAGAAUGCCAUUGCCUGGCCUUUGUUAAUCACGUGUCGAUCGGAUUUACGGCUGCCAUUGCCGCCGCACACGUGGGCGAACUUGCCCCCCGAAAUCAUUUGGGCCGUGCUUCGGUAUUUGGACUGGCAAUCGGUGGGCCGCUGGGAACAAACUUGCCGCCGAUCUCGGGACUUUGCGUUGGACGCCAAUAUCUGGGCCCAUCUUUUUACCAGGGAUUUUCCGAACAAAAAACGGCCGGCGACCUCAACUCCAGUCCAAUGGAAGCAGGCUUACAGGAAGGCCCGUCAAUGAGUCCGGGCAGAACUAAAACAUGUGAUAAACUAAUAAUAUAACACCCAGGUUGGACUGGA
Tigriopus californicus is the source of this 2050-nucleotide messenger RNA. RefSeq lists its product as uncharacterized. The coding region runs from base 1269 to 1991 and encodes 240 amino acids. The record is from RefSeq and is a predicted model, not a curated record. Gene Ontology annotation, biological process: autophagy of mitochondrion; positive regulation of autophagy of mitochondrion. NCBI's taxonomy places the organism in Eukaryota, Metazoa, Arthropoda, Copepoda, Harpacticoida, Harpacticidae. The transcript is spliced from 3 exons. Gene Ontology annotation, molecular function: protein kinase binding.